Molecule: messenger RNA, 1697 nt
Organism: Notechis scutatus (mainland tiger snake)
Lineage: Eukaryota; Metazoa; Chordata; Lepidosauria; Squamata; Elapidae
Gene: PNRC1
Product: proline rich nuclear receptor coactivator 1
Source: RefSeq, a predicted model, not a curated record
AGUAACAACAGUAGGGCGUUGAGGUUCCUCGCUUCACUCCCCCGCCAUGUUCUCCUGAGAGAGGAUCUGCUCGCUUCGACCAGCGAAGCUUCGGCUCCGGCCGAGGCUCAGCAGUCCCAUCCCUCCUUCCCCGGUUUUUUGUUUUUGUUUUCCCUCCCCCUUGCUCCUCCCUGCCCUUGCGCUGCUGCGCAUAUAUUCUAAGCCUUCACCAUGGUGACUACCACAGCGCCUUCGCCCUUUCUAGCCCGGGUGUCAGACGGUACUGAGGACCAUCGUCCGUUUCCUACGUCCCUUUUUCAACGACUCCUGCGGGCAGACUACAGCAGCGAAAGCCCCCAACCCGGCUGCUGUCCGGGACUAGGACCAAACGGUAGCGCAAGACCAUCGCUGAAGAGAGUCAGGCGACGAAGAGGGAAGAUCCGUUCUGCUCCCUCUGGCCUCUUACAGUGUCGCUGCUACCAGCAAUUCCAGCAACACCGCGCCGGCUUGGGACGAAGGAACGCCGCGCAAGGGACGCGCAACCGCUGCGAAGUCUCCACCGCUUCGUCAGACUCUGGAUUAGAAACGGGACGUUCCGGCGAGGAAGCUCCGGCGCCUUCGCCAAGAACGACCCCGGUCGUUUCAAACAAGCCCUUCAGAAAAGAGUUGUUCAAAAACAGGAUUGGAAAAUCUGAGAAGAUUCCGCUUCCUUACAAUCAGCCUGUUCACAAUAUGCAUCUAUCUGACCAAUCAAAGAGUAACAGACAGAGGAGUAAAUGUAACAUACCACUAAAUAAAUUUCCAUCUACAAAAAAGUGUGAAAAUACAUUUUGGCAAGAAUCAUUAUCAUCUGAACUCAUUAAAAGGCAGGAGAAAAAGCCUUUGAAAAAUACAGAAAAUUUUAAAGCAAAGAAAUCUAUUUUUGUGACAGAAGCUAACCAAAAAGAAAGUUACGCUGGGGCAAAAUUUAGUGAUCCUCCUUCACCCAGUGUCCUUCCAAAGCCUCCCAGUCACUGGGUUGGGAGCACUGUUGAAUUUUCUGACCAAAACAGGAAGAUGAUGGCAGUCCAUUUAAAGACACUCUUAAAAGUUCAAGCAUAGCUUCUGGAUACUGACAAAGAACAUGCCAGCAAUCUGAAUCCAGCCUUGUUACAUUUUGAUGUUCAAAGGACUGACUAGUCUUAAAAACAGAAACCUGUAUUCUAAUUUUUUAUGGAUAUGUAAAUAAUGUAUAUCAUGUAAUGUGUAUAUUCAUAUUUUGAGGUACAUUUUAGUUUUGUUAUGAAAGGAUGUAUUUUACAUUGCCCAUGCGGUAGAUGGCUUUUGUACAUAAUAAUGGACAUCUUUUUAAAAUGUGUUUGACACAUGGAAAGAUCUGUCAACAUUUUGCACAAGGUAUUAAGAUUUUUCAAAGGAAAAAAAUCUAUUACUUUUCAAAUGGAAAUGUGAAAGCAUUACUGUUGCACUACUGGAAAAAAUUUUACAGUCCAUGGCACACAAUGUUUUAUUGAAAAAUAAGUUUUCAGAAAGAUGUGAAUUUGUUUGAAAACAAUAUAUGGAGUUAAAUUCAAUUACACCAUACAAGCUUCCAUACAAACUUUGGCAUUUGACACCUGAAAUGUAGCACUUAUUAUCUAACAUAGGUAACAGUGCUAUCUACCAGAAAUAAUUGGCUACUUUUAAAAAAAAUUAAAUAAAAAAAUUUGGCCUCCCCCUUA